Messenger RNA from Microcebus murinus (gray mouse lemur), 10976 nucleotides. Lineage: Eukaryota; Metazoa; Chordata; Mammalia; Primates; Cheirogaleidae. The record is from RefSeq and is a predicted model, not a curated record.
AAAUAUAAAAAAUACAAUUUUUUUACUCUGACAUCCGACAACUUUUGAUCUCACUUUCUUUGAAUUCAUAGUGUAAUUUAGCAGUCACUUUGUUUCACUUUUCAAUGAACUAUGAUUUCAGUGCAUUUUAUAAUAUUGUUUGUUGUUACUGAGAAAUGAGGCUAAUUUAACUCCAACCGAUCAUAAUUGGGCAUUUCCUGUAGGCCUGAUACUCCUGGGUGUGUAAGAUGAAAAAAAGCAGUCAUUGCCCUUGUAUUCUUUCAGAUCUCAAGCAGUGGUUCUUUACGGGUAGCAAUUUCACCUUUCCAUCAUGAAGCAAUGUCUAAAGAUGUAUUUUCUUAUGGAUUCAUAAUAAUUGUACAUAUUUAUGAGAUACAUGUGAUAUUUGAUACAUGCAUACAAUGUGUAAUGAUCAAAUGAGGGUAGUUAGGAUAUCCAUCACUUCAAACAUUUUUCAUCGUCUCAGUUGAAGGGGAGAUGCUACUGUUAUCCGGCUCAUAGUGAUCAGAGAUGCUCCUAAACAUUUGACAACACACAAGGCAGCCCUACAAAAACAAAAUUAUUAUAUUGAGCCCAAAGUCAACAGUGCUGAGGUUGAAAAACCUGUUUUAUAUAUGGUGAGAAAUAUGUAAUACAUUUUAUAAGUACUAUUCUAGGAACAUGAAUGACAUACUGGGGAAACUUAAAGGAAGGGGAACUGGGGGUAGGGAAAUGUUGAAGAAAGCUUUAGGGAGGAAGUGACAUUGAGCUUGACACAGAAGAAUGAGCCUGGUUUAGCCAGGGGAGGAUGGAAAGGCAGAGGGGCAUUCUGGGUAGAGAUACCAAGAUGAGAAAAUGUAGAAAACUAAUCAUGCCACAAAGCUUUUAGUGUAUGCAAUUAUUACAGAGGUAGACUUCAAUUCAUGGUUAUGUACAAAUGAGGUUAACAUAAUUCUAUCAUCUUCUUUCUGUGGAUUUUAAGCUGCAUGUGUACAACCUUAGAAAAGAGGCAAAAAAUCGUUUUCUACUAGGAGGAGGACACUUUCCCAGCUCCCUGCCUUUAGUUGUCCUACCAUGCAGUCAGUAUAUCUACAGAUUGCUAAUUUUUGUCAAAUAUUUCUAGACCUGGAACUCAAGGAAAGGGCUUAAACAGCUAGAACCAUCUGGAAGAUAGCAAGGUCCUUUUAACUAGACAAUGGAGAAUACCAAGACCUUCAAAGGCCUCACUGAUAGAAAAAACAUCACCACCAAAAGAAACAGAGAGCCGCCCAGCAUUUUCUUAGAUUCUGACGGAUUUAUGCAGUGACCCAGAGCAUGAACUCUGGGAAUCCCACCCCCCUAAAAAAAAUCUCUUUUUGUAUGUUUUUUUUUUUUUUGAAAAGUGAUAGAAUCUCUUUUUGCUUGCAUUUUCCUCUUCUUUAAAUGGGUGCAAUGAUGUCUAUAUCAUGGGAUUUUUGUUUUGAAAACUAAAUAUCAUGCCAUUUACAGUCAGGCAUUCAGGAAGUGCUAAAUAUUAGUUCUUUUCAUAUUCCCCAUUACAGUCUGAAAACAUGGGGGUUUGUCUAAAGACCAGUCAGCCCUGUGUUUUAGGAGACACUAUAAGCAAGCUUCUAGCCUUCCUGGUAGACAGAGAAGACAUUGCAAAAGAUAACUUUAUAAUAGGAAAAAGCUAAGUGCUGUGGGCAGAUAAUGAGGUGUUUAAGAACCAUCCAAUUAACGAAAUGAAACAAGUGUGGUACACUCAGUGGGUGCGCUGAAGAAGUCUUUUGAAAUGUUGAUGCCAAUGGCAGACAUGGUAAUUUUAAAAGGUCCAUAUUUAAAUUAGUAAAAAUGAGAAAAGGAAGGAGUUAUGUGGGGAGGGAGUAAGGUUGAAAGCAAGCAAGAUUAGUUUAUAUUGAAGAAAAAUUCAGUCUCUCCAGUGAUUAAAAAACAACCAUAAACUCCACCUGGGAAAAUAGCAUCACUUUUUCUCCCACUGAGCAGUUGGUAUUAUUAACAUUUCUCUUUGCUAUUGUGUUUCAACUUGCUUAGAUUCCUGAUAGUUAUGGCAGAAUGUAAACAAAUUGUUUUCUGCUUCCUAUGAGCAUAAAUACCAGAAUUAAUAUGAAUAUAUAUCUCACAAACAUGUACCUCUUAUUUCUAAUGUUUAUUUUUUAGUUUCAAAUUUCAUUAAUAGUGAAUUUUAUUACUAUGGAACUACCUACUUAUAUAAUAUAAUCCAAGAAAGAUGAACGUAUUAAUAAAACUAGGAUGCUUUUUCUUAUAACCUCAUAAAUAGUGAUUUGAGGGCCCCCUCAAGAAUUAUUUAAAAAUCACAAGGUAUAUUUCAGUUUCUUUUAGUUAGUAUCUUUUCUUCUGGAACAAAUAUUAGGAAUGAGGAAAGCCACAUGUUUCUGUUCAUAUUUCUGGUACUAAUAGAAGAGAUGACUUUUAUCACAGUUAAGUUUAUAACAGUUUUAUCACAGUUAAGUUUAUCACAGUUAAGAAGAAUGCAUCUAUCAUAUACAUCACAGAAGCAUCUAUAUCCCUUAAUCACUGCAGAGGUGAAGUACUAAGGCAAAAGUCUACAAAGUUAACCAAAGAUAAACUAAUACUGAGUACUUGAAGUCUGGAAAACAUAUAGACCAAUUCUAUUUUAAAUCUUUUUAUUCCCUCAGUAAUUCAUAAAAAAAUAGGACUUUAGCAAUCUAUGGCAUGUUUAUAAGAAUUUAAAGUUUCCAAAUAUCUGAGGUAGAAUUUAUAAUAGCAGUAUAAUGAUAAAAUAGUUAAAAAUAAUACCUAUAAAAAUAAGUCUCUAUUGAACACUAAGCCCUAGGCACAGUACUAGUAGCAGUAUUUUAUUUAAUACUAAAAACAACCCUAUGAAAGAGAUAAUAACCACAUUAUUAUUCACAUUCUACAAGUGAGGAACAUAACCCUUAGAAUACAUUAAUAAUUUGAUUGAAUUCAGGCAGCCAGAAACAAUGAUGAAAUCAAUUUGAUUGUUCAGCAAAUCUGCAGUUGUUUUUAAUGAAAUAUAUUGAAAUGGAAGAAAGAAGUAUUAAAGUGCAUCACGUAUUGUAAGAUUUGGUUGGUGACAUUUUUCUUUAAGUUUUGAAGGCAUAGGAAGGCAGCAAGUAGGGAGGGUUGUGUUGUACUGUGGAAUGAAUUUCUCACCAGGAGAUAUGAUAGAAAAUCUAUAAAUUUUGGAGCAUCUACACUAGAGAAUACUCUUCCCCACCCACCCCUGUAAUGCUGUUACAUAAUCCAAACAAAAUAAAUAUAAAUGUCUUAUUUUGUAUCUUCCUGAUUGGCUCAGAAUAUUUAAAGGCCCGAAAGAAUGAAUCUUGCUCAGUAUCUCAGCCAGUUCCUUUGGAUUAAGUAUAAAGAAAUAUAAGACAGAAUAGAUGGCAUCCUAAUUCAAGACAGCUAAUUAGCAGCAUAUUUGAGAGUAGAAUAUGUGUAGCCUACUACUGUUAGGUGUUGUGUUUUUCACUCUUUUCGUUUUUCUUUAUUCUCCUAGGAAUUGAGGAUCAUAUUAAUAAAGCAUCAGAAAUAAGUUGUAGGAUGACAGCACCUACUCAUUGAUUAUCUGUAACAUAUGUGAGCUUUUCCAUUAUAAUCAAAUUACAACAGUGACUAUUCAUCAAGUCCUGAAGUUUUGCCUCUUUGGCAAAACACUAUGUUUAAGUAUAAGCCUUGACUUUUAUAAAGGGUGGGGCUUUUAAUACAAAUGAGAAAAAAGGUAUUUAUUCAUAAAUAACAUAGUAACAUAUGAAAAUAAUAGGUUAAAAGAGUUUUCAAGUGAAAUGUAUGGAGUUAUAGUCUUCAGAGGGAGAGGAAAGAGGUAACUUUGGCUUAGAUGAUAAGUAAGGAAAUUGUGUAAGAGAUGAAUUUGAGUACAGUUUUAAAAUAGUCUCAGGAUAUACCCAAGAUUAAUGAAGAUCUAGUCAACUUUGAAAUGCAUAUUAGACUAAUGGAUGAAAAAAAACAGAUUGUCACAACAAAGCUCACAAACCAAGUAGCGGAAGAAUGAACUGCUUAACUGCUGAAUGACUCUUUAGGGCCCAUUGAUGUUAUAAUGCAAUUUUGACCUAGUUAUUCUUGAGCUAUUCAUUGGAAAAACUCUAUAUAUACCAUUAUUUCAAUCUGAGUGCAAUGGAAUAGAAUAUGUCAAUAUCUCUAGUACAAUAUAAAUAGCAAUAAUCAAUACUUUAAGGUCAAAUUUUCCCUCUUCCUUGAAGCCAAUUCAACAUAUACAUUGUUGCAUUAUACUUAGAACUUAAAUAUUUUCCUGAUUUUUAGAAACAAAUUUCUCGUGCCUGCAUCUGUGCUACUUAAACAGAUUAUAAACUUCUAGCUGCUCUUGACUUUUUCUAAUCACAUUCCCAGUUCUUUGCACAUGCUAGCUACAUGAUGAGUGAAGAUUUCAUGAGUGAUUAAUAGACAUAAGUUUUCUGUGUAUGGUUAUAGAGUGAUAAAAUUAACUUGUCAAAUUCUCUUGCAUUUCUAUGGUAUUAACUACAUUUUACCAAUUACUAUAGCUAUUUAUGUACUUGGUACAUUCCCAAUUAACUUUUAAAGUGUUUGUGGCAGAUAGCAACUCUUACUUCUACUUAUAGACCCCAGCACACUGUACCAAACACACUACCUGCACUUAGUAGAUGUUAAAUGAAUAUUUGUCAAAUGGAAAUUGAAAAGUUAAAAAUAUAUAUAUAAUAAAUGAUGUACAUAGGAAGCCUAGCAUAGAAUGAGUACAUGGAGAGGUCUCAGUAAAUAUCAGCUAAAUGAGUGAACUAGUCAUGAAUUCUAAUUCUAACUUUGGUCACUAGUUGUGAGGCAUGGUCACAUCCCUUCUUUCGGAGACUCAGUUUUCUCGUCAAUAAUAUAAGAUGUUUAGAUUUGAAGAAUAGUUUUCUAACUACUUUUCAGAAUCUAGGAAGGUACUUCAUGAGUCCCAUGAAAAAUCAGUGUUUUCUUAACCAAUAUUUAAAGUGCUUUAGCUUAGCUUGGGCCCAAGAUAUUCUUUAAAGGAUGAGCUCCAUUGCUAAAUUGUUUGAAAAAUAUUGAUGUAGAUUCCAGUGUAGAAAUGUACUUCUUUCGAGCCAAUUUGAACACGUGAAACAUAAAAGUCUAUCUUGUUGUCAUUAAAUUACAAUACAAGAAAUGGACAAGAAGUCCUGUUAUUCCAGAAGUCAAAUUUAAAUGAAUUUGACUUUAAUUUUAUAUGAAUAAUUGAAAACAACAUUAAUUAAUUGCAAAGUCAUGUAACAGUUUCUUUGUUGCAGAAAGAAAGAAAUGUAUGUUCAUUUGUCAUGAAUACCAUGAAGUGCUUCAAAGAAUAAUAAUUUUUUUCAGAGUGGUAUUAUAAUUUUUUUUUCUUUUCCUCAUUCCAUAUUGUCAUUUUAGUUAAAAGAGGAGCAUGGUUAAAACAUUCUACUGAAUUGCUCCUUUGAUGAACACUUGGGUGGUUUAGGGGCUUGUUUACCUCUCCCCAGACAAUUUAGAUUGGCAGUUGGGAAGUAAAAGUUUGCUCAUUUGAUUGUUUUAUUGGAAUAUAAAGAUGGCUAUUGAUUGAUGUUUUUUAGACUCUAAAAUCAAAGAUGCUGAGCCUGAGACAUUUAUCAGUGGCUUAGUAUUAAUCACAAUAAUAAUGGUAAAUAAUAGUAGUAAUAAUAAUAAGAAGAAAUGUAGUUAAUUUUAUUAGUUGUUUACUUGUGCCAGACAGUGGGCUAAUCUUUUAAAUAUAAAAUUGAAUUUAUUUAUCAUGACCAUGCUGUAUGGCAGGUUCCAUUAUGACAGGAGAGAAAAUUGAAGACUUUUCCCAAAGUUAAGACUUACUAUGUGAUGAUUCCGGAUCCUUUGAACAUAACCAUUUAUUAAGAAUGGAAAUAAAAGGACACACAUAGAUUUCACGUAAGGUAGAGUGUAAUGAGUGUUAUAGGAGAGACAUAUGCAAUUAUAAUUCUCUAAGAUCAUUCAUUCACUUAUUGAUUCAUUCAUUUAGUUGUGCAGCUGUCCUCUGAACAUUCACAAUAUUCCUUUUUUCCAGAAUGCCAGUGAUAGCAGGUCCUUAGAGCACCACCCAUACUUUCAUCAUCAGAAUUCCUUUCUCUUGCAUCCUUGAAAUCUGGUCACAGAGCCCUGUUACCAAGUACCUUUAGCAAUAAACAUGUUCCCUACAGUCAAGGGAUGUCUGUUGCUUGGUUUCUGAAGAUGGGAGUUGGGCCAAACUUGGUUUCCCUGUACCAUCCGUUCUUGGCUUUACUUAAUAUAACCAGUUAGAAAUUUAUGAUCAUCCUUUUUCAACAAGUUGAUCCUUCUCUGAGGCCGCUAUUUGACUCCCUCUCAUUUUUAUACAUCUUUCUUCAGAGUUAACAUUGUCAUGUUUCUAUAAGAUUAAAACAAUGCAAUCAUAUAAAGUGUUUAGGACAGUGCCCAGCACAUAAUAAACACUCUAUAAAUAAUAGAUGACAAUAAUGAUUGUACUAAUAACAUUGUUAUCUUUUAGAUGAGACAGUUUUUCUAGAAUUCUUAUCUUCUAGGUUGACUACAUUUUAUAUACAAUUACUUAGGUAUAUAUACUAGUUUUCCUUAAAUGUGUCACUGCCAAUAGGACACAGUACUUCAGAUUCAUUUGCAUAUGUUAUAAAAAUGAGCUCAAUCAAUUAAACUCUGGUUUAAUGAUUGGCUUAAUUAGUCAAUUACUAGAGACAUUGACAGUACCCACUUUUGCAUUUGUAAUAUCUGGGUUCUGCUGCCACCAUUUUUUUUUCUUUUUUUCAGCCACUGGGUUUAUGGUAUGGGUUCUGCCUUCUUGAAUUAUUAUAUUUAAAUCCCCCACACCAUUUAAUGACAAUGGAGAUUAGGUCUAGAUGAUCUCUUUAAGAUUUUAAAAACUUAAACCAUUACCCGACUUUCUGAUUUCCCAAUAGAAAACAAUAAUAAUGAAAAGAAGAAAAAGGGAAAAAUGGAACUUAUUUAAAAAAAUAAAAGUCAUUUCAAAGAUACUGACCCAUACAAGAAUGACAAAUGGAAGAUAAGUAAAAGUAGUUAAAACAUUGCCAGCGACCAUGACAGAAUCUCUAUUCAGAGGCUGAAUUUGUCUUUUAUUUAUUAUGCAUACCAACUCUUUGUUUAUUAACAUAAUAAAAUUGUAAUACAAUAAAAAAAAAAAGGUUUUCAAAAAAGACCAGACCAGGUCAGACAGCUGAUUAAAGGAUGCUAAAAUGUGCAGCUCCCUGGAGCCUAAAGUCCCUUUUAAGCUUGAUUUUGAAUGACUGGUCCAGGCAGGGAGUCUUCUAGGAGGAAAUGCAUCUUUGUCUGGGGUUAAGUCAAGGGCUAAACUCCCAGGGCUCCAGUGAACCUUGAGGAGAAAUUCCUGAGGCAGAACCCAGACAGAGGGAGUCAUCAGAUCCUCAGAAUGGGGAGGAGAGGAUUUACCAUCACUCUGGGAUGAGUUUCAGUUGCAGCACUUCUCAGGCGAAGAGCAUGCCUACAGCCUUUCUCUUCUGCUUUGCUUGUAUGUGGUGGCUACUAGCAACCUAUAUGGUUCUGAAGUGUCCAGCAGAGAUUAUAGGAUCAACCAGCGGGAACAUCAAUAGUGCCAAGUGGCAUUUUAAAAUCUUUUCAAAUUUUUGUAUGUUGCUUUUGAAGAGGGAAUAUUCUAGGUUGUGGUCUCUAUUCUUGCAGAAUAAUGGCAUUUUCAGGCUAUAUGGACCUUUCAUCAUCUAGUCCAAUCACCUCAUUUUACAGAUCAAGAAACUGAGGCUGAGAGAAAAGGGACUUGCCAAGAGUUACUCAGCUAAUCAGUGACAACAAUGGAAAUUGCGACUGUUUGAACUCCAGAAGGACCAACACCAGAUAAAUUAUGAAUGUUGAACAAGAUGACCUUACAUCCACAGCAGAUAAUGAUAGGUCCUAGGUUUAACAGGGCCCUAUUUGACCCCCUGCUUGUGGUGCUGCUGGCUCUUCAACUUCUUGUGGUGGCUGGUCUGGUGCGGGCUCAAACCUGCCCUUCUGUGUGCUCCUGCAGCAACCAGUUCAGCAAGGUGAUUUGCGUUCGGAAGAACCUGCGUGAGGUCCCGGACGGCAUCUCCACCAACACACGGCUGCUGAACCUCCAUGAGAACCAAAUCCAGAUCAUCAAAGUGAACAGCUUCAAGCACUUGAGGCACCUGGAAAUCCUACAGUUGAGUAGGAACCACAUUAGAACCAUUGAAAUUGGGGCCUUCAAUGGUCUGGCGAACCUCAACACUCUGGAACUCUUUGACAAUCGUCUUACUACCAUCCCGAAUGGAGCUUUUGUAUAUUUGUCUAAACUGAAGGAGCUCUGGUUGCGAAACAACCCCAUUGAAAGCAUCCCUUCUUACGCUUUUAACAGAAUUCCUUCUUUGCGCCGACUAGACUUAGGGGAAUUGAAAAGACUUUCAUACAUCUCAGAAGGUGCCUUUGAAGGUCUGUCCAACUUGAGGUAUUUGAACCUUGCCAUGUGCAACCUUCGGGAAAUCCCUAACCUCACGCCGCUCAUAAAACUUGAUGAGCUAGAUCUUUCUGGGAAUCAUUUAUCUGCUAUCAGGCCUGGUUCUUUCCAGGGGUUGAUGCACCUUCAAAAACUGUGGAUGAUACAGUCCCAGAUUCAAGUGAUUGAACGGAACGCCUUUGAUAACCUUCAGUCACUAGUGGAGAUCAACCUGGCACACAACAAUCUAACAUUACUGCCUCAUGACCUCUUCACGCCCUUGCAUCAUCUAGAGCGGAUACAUUUACAUCACAACCCUUGGAACUGUAACUGUGACAUCCUGUGGCUCAGCUGGUGGAUAAAAGACAUGGCCCCCUCCAACACAGCUUGUUGUGCCCGGUGUAACACUCCUCCUAACCUAAAAGGGCGGUACAUUGGGGAGCUUGACCAGAAUUACUUCACAUGCUAUGCCCCAGUGAUUGUGGAGCCCCCUGCAGACCUCAAUGUCACUGAAGGCAUGGCAGCUGAGCUGAAAUGUCGGGCCUCCACGUCACUGACAUCUGUGUCUUGGAUCACUCCAAAUGGAACAGUUAUGACACACGGGGCUUACAAAGUGCGGAUAGCUGUGCUCAGUGAUGGUACGUUAAAUUUCACGAAUGUAACCGUGCAAGAUACAGGCAUGUACACAUGUAUGGUGAGUAAUUCCGUUGGAAAUACUACUGCUUCGGCCACCCUGAAUGUUACCGCAGCAACCACUACUCCCUUCUCUUACUUUUCAACCGUCACAGUAGAGACUAUGGAACCUUCUCAGGAUGAGGCUCGGACCACAGAUAACAACGUGGGCCCCACUCCAGUGAUCGACUGGGAGACCACCAAUGUGACCACCUCUCUCACGCCACAGAGCACAAGGUCGACAGAAAAAACAUUCACCAUCCCGGUGACUGAUAUAAACAGCGGGAUCCCAGGAAUUGAUGAGGUCAUGAAGACUACCAAAAUCAUCAUUGGGUGUUUUGUGGCCAUCACACUCAUGGCUGCAGUGAUGCUGGUGAUUUUCUACAAGAUGAGGAAGCAGCACCAUCGGCAAAACCAUCACGCCCCAACAAGGACUGUUGAAAUCAUUAAUGUGGAUGAUGAGAUUACGGGGGACACACCCAUGGAGAGCCACCUGCCCAUGCCUGCUAUCGAGCAUGAGCACCUGAAUCACUAUAACUCUUACAAAUCUCCCUUCAACCACACAACAACAGUUAACACAAUAAAUUCAAUACACAGUUCAGUGCAUGAACCGUUAUUGAUCCGAAUGAACUCUAAAGACAAUGUACAAGAGACUCAAAUCUAAAACAUUUACAGAGUUACAGAAAAACAAUCAUUAAAAAAAAAGACAGUUUAUUAAAAAUGACACAAAUGACUGGGCUAAAUCUACUGUUUCAAAAAAGUGUCUUUACAAAAAAAACAAAAAAGAAAAGAAAUUUAUUUAUUAAAAAUUCUAUUGUGAUCUAAAGCAGACAAAAUUAUGUGUAUUCCUCAGAACCUGUUUUUGCUGCACUUAUUUACUAUUUUCCCACAUCUCGUCCCUCCCCUCCCUGAUUGCCAUAUUUUUCAUAGGAGAUCUCAAUUCCCUAAAGAACUGGUCUAGGAAAUUUUGUAAGAAUUCUGUUAUACUUUGAGAUUUUUAUGGUGAAUUCUAGUGGUGAGAUCCAGUCUAUUUUGUCUCUCUUUUAUUAAUUUUUUUCUUUUUCCCUCAUACUCUUAUGAAGUAGUCCAAUGGGGAAUGCAAUAUUAGAAAUAGAUUUUUAAGAAAGAACAAGGAAAAAAUGCAAGAUCUUAUAUUUUUCAUGCAAUGACCUGUUCUGUAUUUAUGAGGAGGACCAUUCUAUGGAGAAGAAAAAAAAAGUAAGCAAACAACAGAUUAAUUUACAUAUGAGCAUCUAUAAAACCCAUGACUUUUAAACAACUCUAGAACCAGAAUUUGUAGUUCAAAAGCUAAAAAUAAGAUUAUAAAUAAAAUAUUGUUGGUUUUUCUGUACUUGGACACAACUCAUUUGUAGUAUGGUUCAAAUGUGAGAAACUUGAAGGUAAUUAGAUUUCCUACUUCCUAAGAAAAAAUACUACAGUAUUCUUUAGUCAUAACAUCAACCUCUACAGGGUCCUGUUUGACUAGCUGACUUGAGUUUUAGAUGUGUAUUCAGGAUGCUGUGGUAUUUUUUCCUUCUUAUUAGGGUUACCCUUUGUAGAAAUGCUCAGGUUCAAAAAUAAUGAUUUUGUGAAGUAAAUUUAAUUCCACUUGAAAGAAAGUUUCAGUAUAAUUUAUUCACUGUCUCCUAAAUAAAAUUUCAUUGGCUAGAUGAAAGUAUUAUAAGAUAUCUGGAAUUGAAAAAGAAUGUUUGGUGCUGAGUGUUAGCAAGUUCAGUUCAAUUCAGUGAUGAUUAUUAAUGAUCUACUAUGUGCUAAACACUGAUUUUUAGUAUUUUGGGUACACAAUUGACAAGAUCUGGUUCCCAUCCUUGAAUCACUCCCAGUCUAUAUGAAAAAUGAUUAAAUAAAUAAUCUCAGUUUGUCA